Messenger RNA from Cylicostephanus goldi, 258 nucleotides. NCBI's taxonomy places the organism in Eukaryota, Metazoa, Nematoda, Chromadorea, Rhabditida, Strongylidae. The record is from the annotation of a GenBank genome assembly.
AUGGCGACACCGGACUGUCGCCGAGCUGGAGCCGCUGAUGUUUGGUGGGCUUGUGAGGCCAACCGCGUGUUCACCUGGGGCCAGUUUCCAGACUGUGGAUACACUUGUGAUGUUCAUCUACAAACAACAGUCUUAGCCGAGCAUCUCAAGACACACCAUAAGAUCGAAGAUGGAGUACACCACUUUAAAAUCCCUAACUAUGUCGCACUAGUCGAUGGAAAAGUGGAGACAGUCGAAGGACCAUGGAUGCACAAUUGA